AUGUCUCUGAAUCCAUCUGACGCAAGGGGCGUCAACUCGACCGCGGGUGAAGAAACUCAACAAUAUGUAACUUUACUACCGGCUCAGAAUCAAGUCGAUGAGCAGCACCAACAGCACGUUGUCUAUUCGGAGCAGACGCCGCUGCUUCGGUCGGGACUUGGUCAUGAGUCUGCUUCUGCUUCUUCAGCAAUGCAUCACUAUUCAUCUCAGCCCUGGUGGAAGACGGCGCAGCAGGUAGCCUGCGAUGUCUGGCUGCAGGGCAAGGGCAUGAUCCUGGUCAUGUUCUCGCAAUUCUUUGGCGCGUCGAUGAAUGUCAUGACGCAGUUUUUGGAAAUCAAAGGUCGUGAUGGGAAGGGGUUUCAUCCGUUUCAGAUCCUGUUCGCCCGCAUGUCUAUCACGGUUCUCGCUAGUUACCUCUACAUGUGGUAUGCGCGUGUACCGCAUCCGUUCGGAACGCGCGAUACCUUCACUCUGCUGAUGCUGCGCGCCGGAGGUGGAUUCUUUGGCGUCUACGGGCUCUAUUACUCCGUGCAGUACCUGCCGCUCUCCGAGGCGACCGUGGUGACCUUUUUAGCGCCGAUCCUGAGCUGCUAUGCUUGCUCGCUUUUGAUCCCCAACGAGUUCUUCACGCGCAAGCAGCAGCUCGCCGGACUGGUCUCGCUGGCGGGUGUCGUUCUCAUCGCUCGGCCGUUCCCGUUCAUGCGAUCGGGCGGCGACUCCGAGCCGGAGCAGGGCGAUAAGCCCGGUGCCACCGAUAGCUACCACCACGUGCUGGCCAUCGUGGUGGCUCUGUUCGGAGUGCUGGGUGCCUCGUGUGCGUACACCACGAUCCGGAUGAUCGGACAGCGCUGCCACCCGCUCGUCUCGGUGACUUACUUCUCCACAUUCACGACAGUCGUAGCUACGCUGGCGAUGCUGGUCGUGCCAUCGAUUCCGCUGGAGCUGCCGGGCACAGUGCUGGAAUGGACGCUGCUUCUGGGGUUAGGUGUCAGCGGAUUCCUGCUGCAGUUCCUGCUCACAGCAGAGCCGUCCGCGAAGCCAACAUCGUCCGGAUCACGGGCGACUUUCAUGUUGUACACGCAGAUGCUGUUUGCCGUGUUCUAUGACCGGGCGAUCUGGGGUAGUACGUUGUCGGCGGUGAGCUGGAUGGGAUCAGUGCUGAUCCUGGUGAGCGCCAUGUAUGUGGCCAUGGCGCGAGAGGGCGCAAAGGGAACCUCAUCCGAGGAGAAGGAGGGCGGAGAUCAAGAGGGCACGGACGAGAACCGGGCUGGAGUGGCUGCAGAAGAGCGUCUGGAGGAAGGCGGGGGAAGGCAAGUGAGCGGGGGUCGCGCAUGA
This is a messenger RNA of Aspergillus niger, 1335 nucleotides long. RefSeq lists its product as uncharacterized. The transcript has 3 exons. The record is from RefSeq and is a predicted model, not a curated record. Gene Ontology annotation, cellular component: membrane. The coding region runs from base 1 to 1335 and encodes 444 amino acids. NCBI's taxonomy places the organism in Eukaryota, Fungi, Ascomycota, Eurotiomycetes, Eurotiales, Aspergillaceae.